Venustampulla echinocandica is the source of this 1665-nucleotide messenger RNA. RefSeq lists its product as uncharacterized. Gene Ontology annotation, molecular function: amino acid transmembrane transporter activity. Gene Ontology annotation, biological process: amino acid transmembrane transport. The coding region runs from base 1 to 1665 and encodes 554 amino acids. Gene Ontology annotation, cellular component: membrane. The record is from RefSeq and is a predicted model, not a curated record. The transcript is spliced from 6 exons. Lineage: Eukaryota; Fungi; Ascomycota; Leotiomycetes; Helotiales; Pleuroascaceae.
AUGGCAUCCACAGGGUUUGAUCUGCCAAAAGCGGACAAUCGCCACGAUAAGAUUCAGGAAGAAUCUAAAAUCGAGUCCCAAGAUGCUGUAUCGAUUUCAGUACAAUCCACAAACGACUCAACCCAUCGCCAGCUCCGACCAAGACAUGUUCAACUGAUUGGUAUUGGAGGGACUAUUGGCACGGCUCUUUACGUUCAGAUUGGAAAAGGAUUGAUCAAUGGAGGCCCUGGAAGUUUGUUUUUGGCCUUUACAAUAUGGUGUACAUUUAUAUUGGCCGUUACCAAUUGCAUGGCUGAAAUGGUCACAUACCUGCCUAUUUCAUCGCCUUUCAUCCGCUUUGCUGGCCGUUAUGUCGACGAAGCAUUCGGUGUUGCCGCUGGUUAUAACUUCUUUAUUUUCGAAGCGGCUCUGGUGCCCUUCGAAAUUGUGGCCUGCAAUGUUAUUAUACACUACUGGAGUGACGCCGUUCCUGCAGGAGGUAUUAUUGCGAUUGUGAUCGUUUCUUAUGGAGUUAUCAACGUCUUCGCGGUGAAACUGUAUGGAGAGUCUGAAUUUUGGCUUGCAUUGGGCAAAGUACUCCUGAUCAUUGGCCUGAUUAUUUUCACAUUCAUCACUAUGGUGGGAGGCAAUCCGAUUCAUGAUCGCUUCGGUUUCCGAUACUGGUCUAGUCCCGGCGCAUUUGCAGAGCUCUACAAGACUGGAGACCUAGGAAGGUUUCUAGGCUUUCUGCAAUGUCUUAUCCAAGCCUCCUUCACCAUUGCAGGUCCAGAUUACGUGUCUAUGGCCGCCGGAGAGGCAGAGAACCCUCGUAAAGCGAUGCCUAGAGCGUUCAAUGGAGUCUUCUACCGUCUCACCGCAUUCUUCGUGCUGGGAAGUCUGGCAGUCGGGAUCCUCGUUCCUUAUGACGACCAAGAAUUGAAAGACGCCUUCACCAACGGCCUCCCUGGAGCAGCAGCCUCCCCAUAUGUCGUCGCUAUGCGCCGCCUCAAAAUCAAGAUCCUCCCCGAUAUUGUCAACUCCAUGGUUCUCGCAGCUGCAUUCUCCGCCGGAAACAGCUACGUCUACUGCGCAUCCCGCUCUCUCUUCGGUUUGGCGCUGGAAGGCAAAGCUCCCCGAAUCUUCACUAGAUGCACCAAGCAUGGUGUGCCCAUCUACUGUGUAGCCGUUGUGCUAGCCAUCUCGCUCCUCUCCUUCCUACAGGUAUCGAACAACGCCGCCGUGGUUCUAAGUUGGUUUGUCAGUCUAGUGACCGCCAGCCAACUGAUAAACUUCUCUGUUAUGGCGUAUACGUUUAUUGCCUGGAAGAGGGCAUGUGAUGCUCAGGGUCUGGAUCGGAAAUCGUUACCGCAUACGAGCUUUUGGCAACCGUUCUGUGCGUACUAUGCGCUGACUGGCACAUUUAUUAUGACGUUUGUUGGAGGAUAUACCGUUUUCAUGCCAGGACAAUGGGAUAUCCCCACCUUCCUCUUUUCAUAUAUGAUGGUCUUUCUUUUCCCCGUCAUCUUCAUCAGCUGGAAAUUGCUGAACAAGACCAAAUGGCUUAAGCCUGAAGAGGUGGUGCUGAGAACAUCCGAGGUGGAUGAAAUUGAUGAAUAUACCAAAAAUUAUGUCGAACAACCGCCUUCAACGAGAUGGCAUGCCUGGUUAGAUAGGUUGUUUGGCUAG